AUGGUUGCUGUUCAUGGCGUCCGAAGUGAUGAAGAAGCCAAUCCAAGUACCCGAAUAGGUGGUAGGAACUGGGAUGUUGAUAAGAGUGAAAAGGGGAAGGAAAUAACACAAUUUCAUCCUCUAAACAGCGCUAAUGUCAAGGAUUCCAAGGCUAGAAGUACUUCACAAGCUCGAUGUUUCAAUUGCGGAGAGGCGAGGCAUAAAUCUUACGCUUGUCCACAAAGAAGAAUAAAUUUGGUAGGUGAUAAGAUCAACUUUCCAAAACCAUCGUAUGAUGUUUAUGGCAACGAAGAGGAAGUUAUUGAUCUCUUACCAGUUGAAGGAGAAUGUUUGUUGGUAAGACGAGUGAUGACAACUCCCAAAUUGAGGAAGAGGAUUGGCGUCGACAUAAUAUAUUCCGAACACGAGUCCUUUGUGGGGGAAAGAGUGUGCAACAUGAUUUUUGAUGGAGGAAGUAGUGAAAACAUUAUUUCAAAGGAGGUGGUAGAAAAAUUGAAGUUACCAAUUGAGAAGCAUCCUAAUCCCUACAAGGUUGCAUGGUUUCAAAAGGGAAGCGAAGUACCAAUCACUUCAAGGUGUUUGGUUAAAUUUACUAUUGGUAAUACCAUUGAGGAUGAAGCUUGGUGUGAUGUUGUUCCCACAGACGCAUGUUAUAUCUUAUUGGGAAGACCAUGGUUGUUUGACAAAGACAUGAUGCAUUCUACUAAAGCUAACACCUAUUCAUUCUAUAAGGAUGGAAGAAAGUGGACUUUGCAGUCGCUUGAAGAAGGAUUCUGCCAUGAGUUUGACAUUGAGAGCAAGAAGGUGGCGUCUGUGUAUCCACUUGUUACUAAGAAGGAUGUUGAGGGGGCUUCAAAUAAAUUAGAAGAUGACAAUACCCUAAAUUUAGAAGACCCUCCCGUGUUUGACUGUUGUUUGGAAGAAGAUUGUGAAGUUUGUUUGGGAAUUGAGAAAGCUUCUGACAAGGUAUUUGGUGAGAGUAAACAAGCUGAAUCUAGUGUAAUCUUGAAGGCAGUGAAUCAAGAAGAAGCUGGGUUUGAACUUUUGAAGCAACACAAUCAACCCACAUUUGAAGGAAAGGUAAUUCAAGAAAUUCUUGGGGGAAUUGUUGGAGAUGAGCUGAAUUCCUUCAAAGGUGAUACUUAUGAAUUUGUACGAGCUGGGCUGCACAAUGGGUUUGCUCCCUUCUAUGCCAUUGGAGAUGAUAACAUUGAGACGCUCUGCCCUGACUUGCUCCUCGUUCAAUGUGAGCAGGUCAAUGCUGUGGACACAGAAGGAGUUGAAGAGCAGGAGGCCAAAGAGGAUGGAGGAGAGGAUGAUGCAACUGAUGAGAUGGUGGCAGAUGUCGCGGAGCAGGCAGUGGAGCUGCUAAAAGCGUGGCUGAUCAGGUGCAUGCCAAAUAGGCUACAAAUUAGGGGGCUCCUACCGAAGUCUCGAAUAGUUGCUUCUCUACUUCAGAAGUGUGUAGGGCUCAGUCGUCUACUUGGAACUGAGCAGGUAGAAGGAAGUAUCAUCGAUAAUAUCUUUGGAGGUAGCAGGCAUUCCAUUGUCGAGGUUGAGCUUCAUUUGUUAGAAGUUCUAAUCAACACUACCAACCUCAAUGCUUAUGGAAGGGACAUUAAUGUGAGGAGGGAUGAUCGCUUGGUGGUGCGAUAA
This is a messenger RNA of Prunus armeniaca (apricot), 1656 nucleotides long. NCBI's taxonomy places the organism in Eukaryota, Viridiplantae, Streptophyta, Magnoliopsida, Rosales, Rosaceae. The record is from the annotation of a GenBank genome assembly.